AGAAAUUCGCCUUUUUGAUUAUUAUUAUAACAAUUAAUUGUGCUAUUAUAGCUAGCAUAGAUCCACAAGUUCAUAGUUCAAACUAGCCAUUGCCAUUGCUUUGUAGAUAUAACGAGUGUCAAUAAAUUAGCACUAUAUUCUGAAUAUGGAAGAUCCAGAUCCAAUCUCUUUACCUGGAUUGAUAACAUUCCUGAAAGCUCACGACUAUCCACUAGUCCACGGAAUGGGGUGUGAUGAAGCGACGAAGGUGUUUCAUAAAUCUAACCGCUGCUUUGUUGUAUGUUGGGCACUGAAUUUGUUGAAUAAAGAGUAUAGUUGUAUUCUUAAAGGCAGGGAGAGAGAUGAAACUUUCUUGGCCGAUAUUCUUUGCUGCCAAGGCUUUUGUACUGAAACGGAAAAGGCUGGAUUUAUGGAUGGUAGUUUGGAUAUUCACAAACAGCUUCAAAUUUUCUAUGUAAUGUUCAACUUCAUUGACGAAGUGAAAAAGUCAGAAGCGCUUACUGAAGAAGUUAAACCAAUAACAUUAGAGGACUUAAAUAUUUUAGAAAACAGGGAUUUAAACCUUUUCCCCAAUUUUGCAAUCAAACCUUUGUCAAACGAAGAAUACCAAUGUAUAAGCGACCAAGAAAGUAUUCUAGAAGAACUUUAUAAAUUGCAUUUGAAAUCUGACAAUUUACAUUUAGAAAUUGAUAAUAAUAAAAAGAAUUUGGAAACAGCAUUGAAAUUUACUAAAACUGUAAAUGGUGAAAUAAAUGAAAACUUUAGUAAGUUUGAAAAAGAAGUGAAUUCCGUUCAAUUAUUGGAACAAAAAAAAAAGAUUAUGUCCUCGAAUAAAAAACCUAAAUAUGAGAUCGAUCCGACAUCAGGGAACCUAUUUGCUGAGUGUAAUGAAAAUUUACGCAUAAUAAAUCAGUACAUUGACAACUUAAAAACAUUACAAGAAUUUAAAGUUGAAGUUAAAGAACAACCUGAUUAUUCCGUAUUUAAGCUUCUACCUUUGUUAGCUAACCAACUAAAACAAUAGUUUUUGAUAAUUUGAUAUUUGUAUUUAAAUAAAUUUUGUAUUACAUAAACUUAGAUAUUUUAGUAUUGAGGCCUUAUUCUUCCAUUGUCAAAAUUAUACCUUAAAAUGGCAUGAUAUUAAAAGUAUAUUAUAGUAGUGCAAUCAUUUCUUUGAUUCUUCAAUAACUUUAAUAAUUAGCCGAGUAACCUGAAAGUUUUCAUCAACAAUGUUUUCAAUCGCAUUGAAAUGAUCAAUUGCCUUUAAAACUUUGUAUUCCGCAUCAAUAUUAUUCCCUUUGAGCUUUUCAUAAAACAUUUUUCCUUGCUCUAUAAACCUAGGAGAAUCGAAUUCUGCUACUAUAACAUAAAACUUAAUAUGUUCAGGGGUCGAAAUAUUCAAAUAUUGCGGACUCAAUUCUUUUGCAGUUUCUUCAGUUAAUUUUAAACCUUGGUUGAUGACGGUUUUAGUUAGAGGCGUUAAGUCGUAGAUGCCGCAAGAUAUGAAAACUGCUUUGAUAAGAUUUUGUUCUUCGGUUGGUAAAUUAGUAAUAACAUUUGAAAAUAGGUAGGCAAUCAUAUGGGCGCCUGCAGAAUGUCCCGAAAGGAAAACGGCC
This is a messenger RNA of Ceutorhynchus assimilis (cabbage seed weevil), 1616 nucleotides long. Lineage: Eukaryota; Metazoa; Arthropoda; Insecta; Coleoptera; Curculionidae. The record is from the annotation of a GenBank genome assembly.